Molecule: messenger RNA, 324 nt
Organism: Prunus armeniaca (apricot)
Lineage: Eukaryota; Viridiplantae; Streptophyta; Magnoliopsida; Rosales; Rosaceae
Source: the annotation of a GenBank genome assembly
AUGGCUCAGGCUGCCCUCAAGAUCUCUCUAAGAAAAAGAUUUGAUGGGAUGCUGUUUGGAGAUCUGGCAGAACUGGCAGAUAAAGCAUCCAAGUACGAGGAGUUGCUCAGGGAAGAACAGCAGAAGAGGAACUCUUCCAAAGGCACAUAUUACAAGUCCCCUUCUUCUUCAAUACAUAUGAUUGAAGUAGAGUCAGAAGAAGACACAGAAGGCUCGGAGGAGAGAGAGAUUGUCGUGGCAGAAAUGACAAAAUUAAAGCACCCCAUCAGUUGUAAGGCUCUUACAAAGCCUCCAAGAGAUCAGAAGCCGCCACCAUUCACAUGA